AUGGGCCCAGGACAGAUUCCAAACAGAUCCCAGACUAACCCCAGCCAGAUCCCGGAUGGGCCCAGGACAGAUCCCAGACUAAUCCCAGAAGAUCCCAGUCACACCCUGGACAGAUCCCACACGGAUCCAGGACAGACUCCAAUCCCAGGCCUGGGAUGGAUCCCAAAAAGAUCCUGGACAGACCCUGGACCUGCUGGGGUGGGUCUCGGGAUUUUGAGGCUUUUUCCCACUUUUCUGCAGCUUUUCCUGGACGACACCAAAGUCAAGAACUUCAUCACCUGCUUCAAAGACGUAGGGUUCCUCACCUUCUUCUUCAAGCACCUGGCGCCGAACCGGAGCGGCCGUUACGAGGCUGAAUUUCCUUUCCUUUCGCUCUGUGGCCGGGAACGGAAUUUCCUCCGUUGCGACGAUCGUCCCGUCGUCUUCACCCAACUUUUGCCGGGUUCCGGUGAAAACCAGCUCCUCUCCUACUGCGGCGGCGGCGAGCGCCUGGCCGUGCCUUUUCAACCAGAAAGUUUAGUGAUGCUACCGGAAAACGGGCGGCUCUACCACCCGGCGCCGGCAAAAACCGGCGGCGUAGGGUUGGUGCGUUCGGCGUUGGCUUUUGAGUGGAGCCCCUUCUUCGAGUACAGCGAAGGGCCGGCGCAGCCCCCCACCCAUUUUAUUUGGGAAGGGCGACGUUAUCGCCUCACCGAGGAAUUGUUGCCGCUGCUCCGGGGCUGCACUGAAAAAAUCCCGGUUGUCCCCGUUACCCCAAGCCAAGGUUGAGUUGGGGAUCUUGCAAUCAUCCCCAUCACCCCCACACCGAUGACAAAAUGGCGGCGGAGCCUGGUGGAGGGUGGGUGUGGCCGGGACCCCCCCUGUUUCUCUGUGAAAAAAAAAUAAUAAU
Messenger RNA from Athene cunicularia (burrowing owl), 889 nucleotides. It is a transcript of the gene CUNH8orf82, whose product is annotated as chromosome unknown C8orf82 homolog. The record is from RefSeq and is a predicted model, not a curated record. The coding region runs from base 1 to 768 and encodes 255 amino acids. Lineage: Eukaryota; Metazoa; Chordata; Aves; Strigiformes; Strigidae. The transcript has 3 exons.